CAGGGCACUCGGGCCCUCAGGCGGAGCGGCGGGCCGCCGGACCCCCAGGCGGAGCGACAGGUCUCGGGCCCUCAGGCGGAGCGGCGGCGCCGCGACCCCCAGGCAGAGCGACAGUCUCGGGCACCUCAGUGCGGAGCGGCAGGCGCCGGGCACCCCCAGGCGGAGCGACAGGUCUCGGGCCCAUCAGGCGGAGCGACAGUCUCAGGCCCCCCAGGUGGGGCGGCGGGCGCCGGACCCCCAGGCGGAGCGACAGGUCGACAGGUCGGCCCCCGUUCAAGGGUGAAGCGGCGGGCACCGAGUCACCAGGCACGACAGUGGGCUCCGAGUCAACCUUGGCAUGACUGGGCACUGGGUCAGACAUUGGAUCGUCUGACUGGACAGCGGGCAUCGGGUCACCAGGCAUCAAGCGAUCGAGUCAACUGGCCUAAUAGGAUCGUCAGGCUGGAUCAGUUCAUCAUGCUGGGUAGAGGCAUCAGGCUGAGUAGGGCAUCAGGCAGAGUAGAGGCUUCAGGCUGAGUAGAGGCUUCAGGCUGAGUAGAGGCUUCAGGCUGAGUAGAGGCUUCAGGCUGA
Staurois parvus is the source of this 570-nucleotide messenger RNA. The record is from the annotation of a GenBank genome assembly. NCBI's taxonomy places the organism in Eukaryota, Metazoa, Chordata, Amphibia, Anura, Ranidae.